UCGGGUUCGUGUGUGCGUCGCCGGUCACGGCGGGGAGCAGAAUUUAUUCAGCGCUCGACGCAAUCUCAAAGCGCGGUGUGUGUGCAGUAGAUGCCGGCUUCCCGAUCCCGUUGUUUAGUUUCUUGCGAGACGUCGUACGUUUUUGACACUAUGCGGGAGGACUUGACUUGUAACGUGUUACCCAUUGUUAAGGAUGCGAUGGACGGUAUGGCAUACAACGCCGGCGGCGUCGCCAGUUUACCGUCGAACGGCUAUUACGGCUAUCAGCCGCACUUGGCCCACAAGGUGAAGACUGAAAACACACAAGAAACAAUGGACUAUGAAUGUUACGCGGCACAGAGUGUGUUGCGAUUGAACAGAAAACGGGCCUGGGAAUUCGGCGAUGGGGCCGAGUUCAAAAAGAGGCGCCAAAAUGAGGCCGUCCCCAUACUGUUACCUGAUCCAAUUCCCUCCCAGCAAAUGCAGAACGAACUGCACAUGAAGAAACCGACGCAUAACAUGCCCGACAUAUCUAGAUGUAUCAUGAGCCAUUACUUAUAAGCAGUACCUGUGCAAUGUACAUAUUUUAGUUGCGAGUAUUUUUUUUUAUUUAAGAUUUUGUUAAAUUGGAGGACAGACGGAAAGUUGAGGGGAAAAUUAAGUGCAAGAAUAAGGAGAACCUGGAUGAGGACCUUCUGUUAGGAAUACACGGGUGCAGUGCGUAUCACUGGAACGUCGACAGCCUCUAACACGUUUGACAUGUUAAACUGUUCGAAUUUAAUGUACCUAUUUAUAUUUUUAUAUGUUAGUUGAUUUUGUUAAUCUCAAUAAAAUGUUUGAAAUGGUGAUAAA
Aethina tumida (small hive beetle) is the source of this 831-nucleotide messenger RNA. RefSeq lists its product as uncharacterized. The record is from RefSeq and is a predicted model, not a curated record. The transcript has 2 exons. The coding region runs from base 91 to 540 and encodes 149 amino acids. NCBI's taxonomy places the organism in Eukaryota, Metazoa, Arthropoda, Insecta, Coleoptera, Nitidulidae.